This is a messenger RNA of Prunus armeniaca (apricot), 297 nucleotides long. Lineage: Eukaryota; Viridiplantae; Streptophyta; Magnoliopsida; Rosales; Rosaceae. The record is from the annotation of a GenBank genome assembly.
AUGGGCAUAGCUCAUGCCAAGGAGAAGCUCCAGAGAACUCUUUCAGCAAGAUAUGGAUCAGCUGCAGACACUAAUGCUGAGGUUCCGAAAGGCCAUUUUGCUGUUUAUGUUGGAGAAGGCAAGAAGAAGAGAUUUGUGAUUCCAAUAUCAUAUUUGAACCAUCCUUUGUUCCAAGACUUGUUAACCAAGGCUGAGGAAGAGUUUGGAUAUGAUCAUCCUACAGGGGGUCUCACAAUUCCAUGCAGUGAAGACUACUUCCUUAGUGUAACUUCAGUUCUAAAUUGUUCAUAUAGAUGA